UUUUGAUUGGACGCCCUACUCAUAAAAAGCGAUAAUGGUGAAACAUACAGUCAUGUUCUAUGAUAGUUACUUUUAAAACAUUUAUUGAAAUUAAUCUGGAAAUACCACUCAAGGCUUAUCCGAUUUCAUGGUUAAGCCUUUCUUUAUAAACUCAAACCUUUGGAAUGUCGUGGCUAUGACGUUCUCGCCUCUGUGAGUUUGGGGAGGAAAAGGAGGGACGAAAAGACAGGCAGGUCUAAAAUGCUACGUGUCUUGGAUUGGAAUUAUUUAUUGGACAUCUCCCUUCAGAUAUAUUUCUUAUAAAUCACGUAAUAUAAUCGUAGUAUAAGCAAAUCGGAUUAUCCUUAACAAAACUAAACAGAAAAGUUUCAGAAAAAUCGGCGAUGUCUGUCAUCAAGAAGCAAAGAACGGAUCUUCAGAGGUCCACUAAUGUGGUCUACCAGGCUCACCAUGUGAGUCGGUCUAAACGAGGCCAAGUGGUGGGCACCAGAGAAGGCUUUAGAGGCUGCACUGUCUGGCUCACAGGCUUGUCAGGUGCUGGAAAAACAACCGUUGGCUUUGCCCUGGAAGAGUAUUUGGUGUCCCAUGGUAUUCCCUGCUACUCCCUUGAUGGAGAUAACAUCCGACAGGGACUGAACAGGAACUUGGGCUUCACCUCUGUGGACAGGGAAGAGAACAUCAGGCGCAUCGCUGAGGUGGCCAAGUUGUUCGCGGACGCAGGGCUGGUCUGCAUCACCAGUUUCAUUUCGCCGUUCACUAAGGACCGGGAUGAAGCCAGGAAGAUCCAUGAGAGUUCUGGGUUGCCGUUCUUUGAGGUGUUCAUCGAUGCGCCAUUGGAGGUGUGUGAGAGCAGAGAUGUUAAAGGCCUCUACAAGAAGGCACGUGCCGGAGAGAUUAAAGGCUUUACUGGCAUUGAUUCUCCCUUUGAGAAGCCCGAGUCCCCUGAGCUUGUGCUAAAGACCGGAGAGAUCUCAGCAAAUGAGUGCAUUCAGCAAGUGGUGGAGCUGCUUAAGGAGCAGAGUAUUGUGCCCACUGGUGUGGCAGAGGAAGUGACAGUGCUCUUUGUGCCAGAAAACAAGCUCGACUUGGCACUGAGUGACGCCAAGACACUGCCCGCCGUCAACAUCACCAAGCUUGACCUCCAGUGGGUGCAGGUUUUGGCGGAGGGCUGGGCCAGUCCCCUCAAGGGUUUCAUGAGAGAGAAGGAGUUCCUGCAGGUUCUGCACUUCAACACACUCCUGGAUGGUGGAACGAUCAACCUCUCUGUGCCAAUCGUUCUGCCCGUGUCCAAAGAAAACAAAGACAGGCUAGAUGGCUGUGCUGCUUUCACACUUGAGUUCAAUGGUCGUAGAGUGGCAAUUCUCCGCAAUCCGGAAUUUUAUGAGCAUCGGAAGGAAGAACGUUGUGCCAGACUGUGGGGAACCACGUGUCCUCAGCAUCCUUACAUCAAGAUGGUUAUGGAGAGUGGUGAUUGGCUGGUUGGUGGAGAUUUGGAGGUUCUAGAACCUAUCAAAUGGAAUGAUGGUCUGGACCAAUAUCGUUUCACUCCAAGAGAGCUGAAGCACAAGUUUAAGGAGAUGAAAGCAGACGCCGUCUUCGCUUUUCAGCUCCGCAACCCGGUCCACAAUGGCCACGCCCUUCUGAUGCAGGACACCAAGCGAAGGCUGCUGGAGCGGGGCUACAAGAACCCUGUUUUGUUGCUCCAUCCGCUCGGGGGAUGGACCAAAGACGACGAUGUGCCCCUGGAGUGGCGCAUGAAGCAGCAUGCUGCCGUACUGGAAGAGGGAGUUCUGGACCCGGCCAGUACCAUUGUGGCCAUAUUCCCCUCCCCCAUGAUGUACGCUGGACCCACUGAGGUACAGUGGCACUGCCGGGCACGGAUGAUAGCUGGUGCCAACUUCUACAUUGUGGGUCGAGACCCUGCAGGCAUGCCGCAUCCAGAGACCAAGCAGGACCUAUAUGAGCCCACCCAUGGGGGCAAGGUGCUCACUAUGGCCCCUGGCCUCACCUCUGUAGAGAUCAUCCCCUUCAGAGUGGCCGCCUACAACAAAACUAAAAGAGCUAUGGACUUCUAUGAUAUGGAGAGACACCAGGAAUUUGAGUUCAUCUCAGGGACCAAAAUGAGGAAGAUGGCACGCAGUGGAGAGAACCCUCCAGACGGCUUCAUGGCCAACAAAGCCUGGAAGGUCCUCACUGAGUACUACAGCUCCCAGCAGAAGGACGACUGAACAGUCAUAUUCUAACUUUAACAGGUCACUUAAAAGCAUUCCUAUUAUACAGUAUAUUCUCCAUUCAAAUCCAGUAGCAGGCAUGAAUGCCAUUGCUUUUAUUACUGUAUAUCAUUUAUCUGGAAAUAUCUAGUUUGAUGAGUAGUUCCAAAGUAGUUGUAGAGUCAGUGUUAUUAACAUAUCACAUUUCUCAUCAUCUAUGGGUCUUUACUGUAGUAAGUUGGAAAGUAACAGUAUAAAUGUUUUAAGCUGUGAGAAGACAUGAUUUAAUUUCUUAGUUGACUAAUGUUUGUGGCAUGUGAAUGGAAUGAAAACAUUUCUAUCAAAUGAUACCAUGGUGCCUUAAUUUAAAAGUUCUUAAUAGGAUCUACCUUUUUAUAUUACUAUAUAUGUACUGUAUAUAUAUAUAUA
Molecule: messenger RNA, 2639 nt
Organism: Esox lucius (northern pike)
Lineage: Eukaryota; Metazoa; Chordata; Actinopteri; Esociformes; Esocidae
Gene: papss2b
Product: 3'-phosphoadenosine 5'-phosphosulfate synthase 2b
Exons: 12
Coding region: 384-2228 (614 amino acids)
Biological process (GO): sulfate assimilation; 3'-phosphoadenosine 5'-phosphosulfate biosynthetic process
Molecular function (GO): sulfate adenylyltransferase (ATP) activity; ATP binding; adenylylsulfate kinase activity
Source: RefSeq, a predicted model, not a curated record